Molecule: messenger RNA, 981 nt
Organism: Pyrenophora tritici-repentis Pt-1C-BFP
Lineage: Eukaryota; Fungi; Ascomycota; Dothideomycetes; Pleosporales; Pleosporaceae
Product: RbsK, Sugar kinase, ribokinase family
Biological process (GO): D-ribose metabolic process
Molecular function (GO): ribokinase activity
Source: RefSeq, a predicted model, not a curated record
AUGCCUUCCAAACCCGCCGUAAUCAUAGUCAUCGGAUCUCUCAAUGUCGACCUCGUGACGCGCACCCCCCGCGUACCCGUUGGCGGCGAAACGCUGACAAGCGAAUCCUUCAACAUCGGCUGGGGCGGGAAAGGCGCCAACCAAGCCGUAGCAUGCGCACGGCUCUCUCGCACUCACGCACAGGCAUCAUCUUCCCAGGCGUCCGAUGUCGAAGUGCGUAUGGUGGGGGCAAUUGGCGACGACGAGUUCCACGAGGGGUUCCUCAAGGCGCUACGAGAAGACGCGUUGAAGACGGACGGGGUGCAGAUUCUCAAGGGAAAGAAGACAGGUGUAGCUGUUAUUGUGGUUGAGACGGGGACGGGCGAGAAUAGAAUCAUGUUCUGUCCUGGUGCGAAUGGCGAUGUGGAAGUUAGGGAUCUAGUGGAUGCGGAUGCUAGUGUUGCCCUAUUUCAGUUGGAGCUGCCGUUGGAGGUUGUGCUGUAUAAUAUGAAGGUGGCAAGGCGGAAGGGCGUUCAGACGGUCAUUAAUCCUGCGCCGGCUAUCCCGCUACCUAUGGAAGCAUAUGAGGGCCUCGAUCACCUGAUUGUUAAUGAGACUGAAGCGGCGACGCUUUCUGGUAUGGAGAAGCCUACUUCUUGGGACGAGGUAGCUGCUGUCUUCAUUGCGCGAGGGGUGAAGAACGUCAUCAUCACGCUGGGCGGCGAGGGUGUCUACUACAAAACAUCAAAGCAGCAGUCAUCUUCUCAAAAUGGCCAUAUUGUACCAGCCCGCAAGGUCAAGGUCGUGGAUACAACGGCAGCAGGCGACACAUUUGCUGGUGCCUACACCGUGGCCGUUGCACGCUGGAAAAUCAUGUCCCAGGGUGCGGAUUUCGAUCUUGAUGCUGCCAUCGCCCACGCGAACAGAGCUGCGUCUAUGACAGUGCAGAAGGCUGGUGCCCAGUCGAGCAUUCCGUGGGCAAACGAAGUGCCCGAUUCAUGA